CUCAGUGGGCCUUUACCUGGUAAAAAAAAAACGACUUUAACAGUUUUAAUAGUAACCAGGCUCAAAGUCUGCUUACCUUCCAGGAAGUGAUGAGAUCGGGCACAAUCGGUGCGAUUCGCUAGUGAGCCGAAUGCAUUUUGGAAUAUUUUACGUCGAGUAAACGCGUGAACCGCAAUCAAUCUGCGAGCCGCAUGCGGUGUCUAAAAUACGGGUACUCUUACACCUUCUAGUCGAGGGCCCUUCGGCCCGCGGUAGGCAUGCACCUGGCGGUAAUUUCCGUCGACCACCCAAUAAAGACAAUGACAUUUGUUUUACGUUGCGUUCUUUUGUUUGCCAACAGUAAAUAGCAGAAUUUACUCAGGGGAGCCUCGCUUGCAUUUCAACUCGGUUUGUCUUCCAGGAGGGCCUCUGCGAUGGCACGUUUCCCCAAAUUCCAUCCACGGGUGUUUGGCUCGCGAGCGCGUGCGCCAACUAGGAGUAGCAAUGCCCCGUAAUAGCUGGUGCAAUCACAGCAAUCUCGCAGGGUUAAGAGGCUGGCUGCAAUUACCUAUCAGAUUACCACCAUUACCAUGGAUUUUUUUUGUACAAUUCCUCAAACUAAAGACAAAAAUGGGUUCUCCUCUGUGCGCGUUCGUUUAGAUGUUGCCCACGGUUGGGUUCAUAAUGGUGGCCCCAAGUUGCGAUGAAAUUACACGGGCGUGCGGUGGCGCGGACGAGAUGCAAACACAUGGCUACACUUGGCGCGUCGCUUUGAUGUUCGCCUCGAGGAAGAAUCGAAGAGGAAAGAAGAAAGAAAGAAAGACGAGAGAGAGAGAGAGAAAACAAAACGAGAAGCUCAAUUCACCGAAAAUUAUAGCCGGGGUGGUCUCAAGAAUUCGUUCACGUAGUUUUAAAAAAAAAUUCGGAAACACGCCCUGGAUCUUUCGCCUUUCGCAAGGGAAGUCCCGUGAAGUAAAGCCGUCAAGUAAAGCCGAGGCGUGUGUGCAUUCUUGUAGUCUCACCCAUUAAUUCUACAGCAGCCCGGCACAACACAAGUUGCUAUGCUCGAGGCAUUAAAGCCGUGACUGUAAAACAACAACAACAAUAACAACAACAACACAAAGACCGCAAGGACAUAUUGGGCAAAGCAACAGUGUUUAAUAACAAAAUCCAUUCUUUUCCUCGCCUCCGCGCGGUGGUAUUCAUGAGUCGUGAGCAUAUCAGCUCCAAUUUAACGAUCGUGACGGCUUUUAUUUUUUGUUACACGGGCACGGUCUCAGCGCCACGCAAGGUGCGCAUUUUGGUGACGCUUUGCACCGCACCGCACGACGUGGAGCGUUGGACUCUACUGGGCCAUGGCUCGGUGCCAUUCGUCGUCAAGAAGAAAAAAAAAGUGCAGGUGGCAGAGGAAGGGAAUUUCGGGGAGGAUAACCUGUGCCCCCCCCCCCUCUCUCGCUGAAGCAACAAAGGGCCGGCCCCGUGUUUACACGACCUCCCCUUUUUGGGAAAAUAAAUUCCAGCCCAACUGGCCGCUGCGCUCUCAACCGUGUGUUUGUUUGCGCGUCGACGAACCGCUCGACCGUAAAAUCGUCCGCCCGCGAGUCUCGGCGGCACGGGGGACAACUCCCGCCAUGGGUGCUGUCGCGCGUCCGCCUUCUCUCCUCCUGCUGCUGCUGCUGUGGCAGCUCCUGCAGCCGAUGUCAUCGCCGCCGUGCCGUGUGCUCUGCGUUCAGCUGCCCACGCACGACUCUCAAGACCCCCUGCGGACGUCGAAGAAAAACCCGAUGGUCCCUGGCGACGUUCUGGGACAAGCGAGCGCGGGCGACCACGACCACCAGCAGCUUCAGCAGCAACUUGAGGGCCUCUCCAAUCUGGAGCCCGUGGGGGCGCAGGCGGACGAGCCGCGGUCUCUGUCGCUCGGCGCGCUCACGGGACAGCUGCAGGAGCUGCAGCUGGACGUGGCGGUGCUGAGCAAGGGGCUCAGGCAGGGCACCUCGCGGCUGGCGGAGCGCCUCAACUCGCUGGAGUCGGCGGCGUCGGGCGAAGAGUCCAGGCUGCGGCGCGCGGGAGAGACCACCAAGGAGGCCCUCGCGUCUCUCGAUAGGAGGAUGAGCGCCGUGGCGAGCCUGCUGCUUCGUUUGGUGGCCGCGUGCGACUGGAGCUGCGGCGAUUCCACCCAGCAGAUCAGACUCGAGAGUCGACGAUUACAGACCCUGGACACGAGCGGGCGGCUCCUCCCUUUGUCGCCGGACAUCUCGAAGCAAGAUUCCACGGACGAGGAUGAUGUUGCUGCUGCUGCCUUGAAUGGACGACUCUUCCCAGAGAACUGCGCUGACAUCUACAAGCAGAAGAUCAAGGAAAGCGGCAUCUACACCAUUCAGCCUGCGUCUGCCCAGGUGCCCUUCGAGGCGUUCUGCGACAUGGACACGGACGGCGGCGGCUGGACCGUCUUCCAGCGCCGGCGCGACGGCUCGUGGGACUUCAACCGCACGUGGGCCGAGUACAAGCGCGGCUUCGGCGAGGUGGGCGGCGAGCACUGGCUGGGCAACGAUCGGCUGCACCAGCUGACUCGGACGAGUGACGAGGGACCCUCGCCGUCGUCGCCUCCAUCAUCGUCCUCGUCGUCGUCGUCACAGUCGUCGUCGUCGUCACAAUCGUCGUCGUCGUCGUCACAAUCGUCACAGUCGUCGUCACAGUCGUCGUUCACGCUGCGCGUGGAGCUCGAGGACUGGCACGGCGUGCGGCGCCACGCGCUCUACUCGCACUUCCGCGUCGCGUCCGAGCGCGAGCGCUACCGCCUGACGGCGCGCGGCUACCGCGGCGACGCGGGCAACGCGCUGGGCUACAGCCGCGGCUACAACCACGACGGGAGGCCCUUCUCGACGCCCGACCGCGACAACGACGCCUACGCCGCGGGGAGCUGCGCCGCCUACUACGCGUCCGGGUGGUGGUUCGACUCCUGCCUGGCCGCCAACCUCAACGGGCGCUACCACCGCGGGGGCUACCGAGGCCGAGUCACCGACGGCAUCUACUGGGGCACGUGGUACAUCCUGAGCGACUACCGCACCGGGCGCAAGUACUCGUUCCGCUCCGUCGAGAUGAAGGUCCGCCCGGCGCGCUUCUGAAGCGGGCGCUGCCGGGGAGUGGGUUGGGCGGAUCGGAGAGAGGGUGAAUUGGAUGGUGAGGUCGGCGAUGAUGAUGGCGGUGAUGAUGCUCAAAACGAACUAAGCUAUUUUUACAUUUAUACCGGGUGAGGCCCACUAAGCUAUGUGGUGGGGUGGAGUGUGGGUAGUCCCACCUCUCCCACGGCAUCUGGAGGAGUAGGCCAACGAAACUGCCACAGAGGGGCUCUGUUGAACUCGCGCUCGUGGAGGCUCUUCUGCCAGCAGUGGCCUUAGGAUGUGAGCGCAGGACAGUAGAUUGAUCGUUUAACUAGUAUGCCGCACAAAUGCAUCGGUUGAACGAUGUGUAUGUAUGUCUCUGCAUAGUUGGUUGACUCUUCGUCUCGUCAUAGCUGGUCGACUCUCCGUCUCGUCAUAGCUGGUCGACUCUCCGUCUCGUCAUCGUUGGUCGAUUCUCCGUCUCGUCAUAGUUGGUCGACUCUUCGUCUCAUCAUCGUUGGUCGACUCUUCGUCUCGUCAUAGUUGGUCGACUCUUCGUCUCGUCAUCGUUGGUCGACUCUCCGUCUCGUCAUAGUUGGUCGACUCGUCGUCUCGUCAUCGUUGGUCGACUCUCCGUCUCGUCAUCGUUGGUCGAUUCUCCGUCUCGUCAUAGUUGGUCGACUCUUCGUCUCGUCAUCGUUGGUCGACUCUUCGUCUCGUCAUAGUUGGUCGACUCUUCGUCUCAUCAUCGUUGGUCGACUCUCCGUUUCGUCAUGGUUGGUCGACUCUCCGUCUCGUCAUAGUUGGGUUGACUCUCCGUCUCGUCAUCGUUGGUCGACUCUCCGUCUCGUCAUAGUUGGUCGACUCUUCGUCUCGUCAUUGUUGGUCGACUCUUCGUCUCGUCAUAGUUGGUCGACUCUUCGUCUCGCCAUAGUUGGUCGACUCUUCGUCUCGUCAUAGUUGGUCGACUCUCCGUCUCGUCAUAGUUGGUCGACUCUCCGUCUCGUUAUAGUUGGUCGACUCUCCGUCUCGUCAUGGUUGGUCGACUCUUCGUCUCGUCAUAGUUGGUGGACUCUUCGUCUCGUCAUUGUUGGUCGACUCUUCGUCUCGUCAUAGUUGGUCGACUCUUCGUCUCGCCAUAGUUGGUCGACUCUUCGUCUCGUCAUAGUUGGUCGACUCUCCGUCUCGUCAUAGUUGGUCGACUCUCCGUCUCGUUAUAGUUGGUCGACUCUCCGUCUCGUCAUGGUUGGUCGACUCUUCGUCUCGUCAUAGUUGGUCGACUCUCCGUCUCGUUAUAGUUGGUCGACUCUCCGUCUCGUCAUGGUUGGUCGACUCUCCGUCUCGUCAUAGUUGGUCGACUCUCCGUCUCGUCAUCGUUGGUCGACUCUUCGUCUCGUCAUAGUUGGUCGACUCUUCGUCUCGUCAUAGUUGGUCGACUCUCCGUCUCGUCAUAGUUGGUCGACUCUCCGUCUCGUCAUAGUUGGUCGACUCUCCGUCUCGUCAUGGUUGGUCGACUCUCCGUCUCGUCAUAGUUGGUCGACUCUCCGUCUCGUCAUAGUUGGUCGACUCUCCGUCUGGUCAUUUUAAGCCCUGGAAGCCGUUCAGGAGAAACCGGUUCUCUCGAAGCACAGCAGGGAAAUAGGAAUUUGAUUUCUGCAUUUUCAAUUAACCACUCAGUAAGCGUGUAAUGGUCGCAUCCGCGCCCUCCCGCAUUCCACCCAGCAACUUGGGCAAUUGUCAUAAUUGGAUUCGAGAUUUGUGUCUCGUUCCCACCGUCUAAUUUCUUAUUUCCCGUAUUGUGCGUUCAGUACGUGGAUGUCUUACUCUUUGUUCUUUCCGGUUCUCGGAGCGUGAAGGUAACAUUAGCAUAUCACUUGAACACAAUUUGUACGUAAUAUAAUAUUUUGAUUUAAAGCUUUCGUGACUGCAGUGAUUCAUAUUCUUGGUUCUUUCGGUAAAGUCACGUUGAAGGG
Petromyzon marinus (sea lamprey) is the source of this 5053-nucleotide messenger RNA. Its product is annotated as fibrinogen-like protein 1. The record is from RefSeq and is a predicted model, not a curated record. Lineage: Eukaryota; Metazoa; Chordata; Hyperoartia; Petromyzontiformes; Petromyzontidae.